AUGUCAUCCUCACCGGCCGCAGACGCCCUGAAGGGCUUCACCCCGAAACCUGCUCUGGACUAUGCGGCCAAGGUUGGCCUCCAGGCUGGAGGCUUUGGCCUCUUCAUUAGUGCCCUCCAAACCGCCUUUGGCAAGCACAACCACGGCGCUAUGGGUGUCGUGACACGAACUGGCGGAACCAUUGGAUUCUUCGCUGCAAUGGGAGCAACAUUCGCGUUCACAGAGGCCACCGUCCGAAAUUCAAGGGAGGAGGAUGAUGCGUGGAACGGUGCUGCUGGUGGCUGCGCCGCUGGUUUCCUUGCUGGACUGAGAGCCAAAUCACUACCCGCAAGUUUCGCGGGAUGUAUUGCACUGGGAGCUACUAUGGGUGUUUACGAUUACUCGGGACAACUCGCUGGCGUCCAAGAGUCGAGAGACGAAAAACGAGCGAGAUUCUUCAAGAAGCCACCAAAACCUAUUUUCGAGGCUGAACCAGCCAGCGAGUAGGCUGCAUCUAGAUGUUUAGACGCUUCAAUACAAUUCUCCGCUAUCUCUGCCCUUUGAAUGCCUGGCCGGUGCAAACGACAUCUCCCGUAUCCCCUCGUCUCCAUGUGCUGGAGAUAGCGAGCCACGACUAAACGCUAAACGCAUCCCGGCCACCCGCAAAGUUAUGUGUUACAAUGGUAUGAGGCUGCUGCCUUAAUUAC
Messenger RNA from Coprinopsis cinerea okayama7#130, 686 nucleotides. RefSeq lists its product as hypothetical. Gene Ontology annotation, biological process: mitochondrial respiratory chain complex I assembly. Bases 1 to 486 code for a protein of 161 amino acids. The record is from RefSeq and is a predicted model, not a curated record. Lineage: Eukaryota; Fungi; Basidiomycota; Agaricomycetes; Agaricales; Psathyrellaceae. The transcript is spliced from 3 exons.